AUGGAAAGACGUAAUCAUAACAACAACGCAAACUAGCAAUAGUUUUAAGAAGAGAUUAAUUUAAGCAGUGAGGGCAAUCAUAAUCAUAACUAAGAUAGUAUGGAUGAUGCCUAGAUUGAUGAUGAUGGUUCAGAUAUGGAUGUAGGCCCAAACCUCGGAGAUGCUUUAACUAAAAAUAAUUUCUAAAAUAGAAAUGUAUUUCAAGAUAAAUAUAAGGAUAGAAGUGAUCGAAAAGCUAACAACCAUAAUCAUAACAAUAAGAAAAAUCCUGAACAACAAUAAAAUCAUGAGCAUCAAUAACCAUUAGAAAAUAAUGGAAAUGUUUAUGAUGAGGAAGUUUAAUAGCAAUUUAUACAAAUGGAUGAGAAAAAGAAAUAAGACAUUGAAGAAAUAUUGAAGAUUGUUGGAGAUCGUGAUUAUGCAGUUGUAUCGCAAGUCUACGAUGACUUAUAGUACUUGAUCAAUGGUCAAAUAGAUGAGGAAGCGCUUCGUUAAGUAGAGUAAAAUAGAGUUCAAAACAUGAAAUCUGCAUUUCAAGGAUUUGAUGAAGACUUCAGCAGUUAGAGAUAAGAUAUAGCUGGUGUUGAUGGUUAAUAUGAUGACGAAGAAUAUGCCAGAAGGUUAAUGGAGUAGGAACUGCUGAAAUAAUAGCUGAGAGAGCAAAGAAAAAUAGAAGGAUAAAGAAGAAUAGAGGAGAGUAUAAGGAAAUAAUAAUCAAACUAAAGCAGAAAUUCCAACCCAAAUCGAAAUGGAAGUCAUGCCUAAAAUAGUCAUUAGUUAAAUGGAUAUGAAGAUCACAUCUUUGAUCCAGAUUAAAUGAUUCAAUCCAGCCAAAUUAAUGGUUAGAGAAAUUCAAAGCCAGCAAGCCAAAUGAAUUAGCAAUAAAAAAAUGGCAAAAGUAUAUAAAAACAGGAUAAUAACAAAGAUAAAGCUGGUGGAGGUGGAGGAUUUUUAGGAAUUUUCGGAUGCUGUGGUUCUAAGAAGCCUAAAUAAAAUGAUAAAAGCAAAAAUGCUAAAGAUAGAGAAUAGAGAUAUAUUCAAGAGGAGUCUCUAGAUAAUAUUGAUGACAAUAGAUAGUGA
Molecule: messenger RNA, 1080 nt
Organism: Stylonychia lemnae
Lineage: Eukaryota; Ciliophora; Spirotrichea; Sporadotrichida; Oxytrichidae
Source: the annotation of a GenBank genome assembly